GAGGAAGACUGUGGAGUAGGCGCUCAGUCUAAACUGCGCUCAGGCUGUGCCAGGACCUCUGCUGACUCCUGCGUCCCACAGGCUCGGCGUCGGAUCAUCUUCUUCUCCGUGAUGGAUCCUCCGCCGUCUGCGCUGUGUGCCGGAUGAACCGUGGACUUUACUCUUUGUAUGAUGGGAAUAUACCGCCGGUGCGCUCGGCCCCGUGGAUGUACACAAGCUUGAUGGAAAGCAUGCCACCGCAGCAGGGGAGCAUGGGGCAGAACAGGUCCGACUCCCUGACGGGUGACAGCAAGGCGCUGCCCGACAGCAAAAAGAAGAUGAAGACCCUGGCCCAGAGGCGACAGUCGGCUCCCUCGCUGGUCAUCAGUAAAGCCCUCACAAGAUCAAGAAGCGCUUCCAGAGAAAGCUGCAUGAUGCCAGUCAGCCCGGAGUCGUGUCCUCUUGUCCAGGCCUUCCUGGCUGAAUAUCCUGGCCGCCUGUUCCUGGGUCACGCUCAAACGCAGCUAAAGACGGGCUUACAGACCCAGGAGAGACAGCUCUUCCUCUUCAGCGACACGCUGCUCAUUGCUAAGGCCAAAUCUCCCACUCAUUUCAAAGUGAAGACCCAGGUCCGAGUGUGUGAGAUGUGGACGGCUAACUGCAUGGAUGAGGUGUGUGAGGGAAGCACGAACCCCGAGAGGAGCUUCGUUAUGGGAUGGCCCACCUGUAACUUUGUGGCCACCUUCAGCUCCGAAGAUAUCAAGGACAAAUGGUUGGCUCUCAUCAGUGGUCAGAUAAACGAGGGGAAAGAGAAGGACGAUCCCAAAACCAUACCUCUGAAGAUAUUUGCCAAAGACAUUGGAAAUUGUGCAUAUGCCAAGACGCUCGCCGUCAACAACAAUGACAGCACCAACGAUGUCAUUCAAGUGGCUCUGCAGCAGUUUGGCAUAUCAGGUUGUCUCAAAGAUCAUCGACUGUGGGUCAGUUCCUGUAAGGAUGAUCCUCCCUACCCCCUCAUCGGCCACGAGUUUCCCUUUAGCAUUAAGAUGAGCCACAUUCGGGACGGAGGGAGCAGUCCUGGUGGAUAUGGAGGAGGACUUGGGAGGGAGCCGAUGAGCCCAACAGACUGCCCUGAAGUUCUGCUGCUGGACCAGUGCCUUCCCCCAGACACCCAGUGCCAAUUUAUCCUCAAACCCAACAAAGUGGUUCUUGAGCCUCCACAGAUUAUAGAACCCAGUCACCAGAAGACCUUUAAGAGAAAGAGAUCCCUGAUCAACUGGCCUUUCUGGAAGGGUUCCAGCACCCAGCUGGACGGCGUGCCUCUUUCCCCAUCGUUGCUGUCUCCUACUCAGGGACGGCUAUUUGGACAACCUCUGAACUCCGUGUGCUCUUCAGAUCACGGCUUGCCUAAGCCUGUCAUGGAUAUGUUGGUGUUUCUUUAUCAGGAAGGCCCAUACACAAAGGGUAUCUUCAGGCGGUCAGCUGGCGCUAAAGCCUGUAGAGAGCUUCGAGACAGACUGGACAGCGGUUCGGAGGAGCCGGAGAUCACACACCAGUCUGUGUUUGUCAUCGCCGCUGUCCUCAAGGACUUCCUGCGAAAUAUCCCAGGCAGCAUACUGUGUGUGGAUCUGUACGAGCGGUGGAUGGACGUGAUGGAGGGGGAAGGAGGAGGGGAGAGGCUGCCGGCUGUUGAGAGGCUGCUGAACCUUCUUCCCAGUGAGAAUCUGCUUCUGCUGCGUCAUGUGAUCGCUGUUCUGCACCACAUACAAGGCAGCGCCCACGACAACCAGAUGAACGCCUUCAACCUGUCUGUCUGUAUAGCUCCCAGCAUGCUUUGGCCUCCGACCCCAAGCACUCCUGAUAUGGAGGGAGAGGCCACAAAAAAGGUGUGUGAGCUUGUGCGGUUCCUGAUAGAGAACUGCAGCAAUGUCCUGGGAGACGUCGCCUCAUUGUUCAAAGACAUCAGCCAGAAGAGCAACAGCGACCACGGAUCUGAUGUCUCCUCCUUUCAAAUGAACGACUCGUCCUACGACAGUCUCGAGAAUGAGCUGAACGAUGAUCCCGAGUCUCCCUACCAGGAACAGCUGCUGCUUCGCGAGAAAGCCAAGCCGGAGAGCCGCAGCCGGGACUCGGUCAUCACCCUCAGCGACGGCGACCCCGAGCUGGACCCCGACACUGACCACCUACUGCAGCUCCCUCCUCUGGGGAGACCGAGGAGGUUCAGCCCCGCAGUGCGACAGCCCCGCAACGGCUCGUCGCACGGUCCCAGGAGGCUCAGGAGAAGCUCGGAGCCUGCCUUGGCUUUGGCGAACGUGCCUUCCUCCGGCCUUGUGAUGAUCAACGCAGAUAACCGCCACUUACCUUUAAGGAAGGCGAGCUACGAUGCGGCCAUGGAGGGGGAAGGGGAGGAGGACGAGGUGUUUGUAGAGCAGGGGCUGAACAGGCUGCAGCUAAACGAGGAGGGCGAGGACGAGUGCAUUCAGAGAGGGGCCAGCGGUGGACGGAGGAAGACAAAACACGCGCCUCCGCCUCCCUUGCGACUGGAUGCCAGCUGUUCCAGCCUGUCCUCACCGGCAACUUCUCCGACAGGGUCCUCCCUCAGCUCUUUGGACUCUGCCUUUUCCCAGUACUCCACAGACUACGGUACGAAUGGCGCAGCCACUCAGCAGUCGCCCAGAGACUCCCCGCCUCAGAGGGACACCCUGCCCCAUUGGCAGCCAUCCGUCCACCCUCCUCGAGGAAACCAAAUCUCCCACCAGUCCCACGGGCUGCACCCGAACACCUGGCUGAAGAAGGACCGCUGCUUGUCUCUAAGGCACCCUGAGGGUGGACACUCGGAGGACUUGCCCGUGGUGAACGGGAACGCCUUCCCAGCCAGCAGCGGUUGCUCGGUCGCCGUGGACGAUGCCGCAGCGCCGAACAAAAACUGCCAACGGCGAUCCAGCAGCCCUCCGUCCUAUCAACAGGCUCUUGUUCAGCUUCAGCGCAGCCGCUCGCCUUUUUACCGAGGGGCGGAGAAACCUCUGACCGUCAAAGAGCUGAGGCAGCUCCAUGACCAGAGCUGCACUUACAAAUGCUCCAGCCCAACAUCGCCGGAGAACCCCAAACUGCUCACUGGACCUGAGGUCUCGCCAACAUCGACAGGGACUGAGAGGCCUCAGCCGCCACAGAGCGUUUUCUACGGACAGACCGCCACCACCCUGGUCCUCCAGAGGCCAAAGUCCCACUCUCUCACUCCUGCUGGGGAAGGUCACAAAGGAAGGAAGACCCUUCCUCGCAGAGCCUCUGAGCCCACUAAGGGCUCAGCCAACUCGGACAUCUCCAAGAGCCUUACCCUAGACAGGCCCUUUGGCAAUAGGACUCAGCGGAAAGACGGCAGACUGAGUGCAUCAAACGUGGAGUCCAGCCACUCCAAGACACAUCUCUGCCUUUCUCCUUCUGCCACCCGGGUGGUGAGGGACUACUUUUCCUCGCAGGGUCAGGCGGAUGCUGACUCCUGCUUUCAGAGGAGUCAGGAGGUGGCGGUGGCGAUUGUGCAGGGCAAGAAGGAGUGGCAGAGGAGGCGGUGCAGCGACCCACGGCUGGAGGACUUUGAACAGCUGUUCUUUGCAGAAGAGUCAUAUGUGUGAAAAAGAAGUCUUUAUAAAGAAAUGUGUAAAUGGGGGGGGGGGGUCUGUUUUUAAUCAAAUAUGUUCCUUUGUGUACAGCUGUUGUCCUCAUUGGUGUUAUAUUCCCCAUAUACAUGCUUUCCUAAUGUUGCAGAGUACUUUAAUGGUACACAAUAUUUUAGAAGGUACAAAUACACGCCGUGAUUAGCAAGGAAUAAAUUCCAAUAUCCCUGAUAUUUAGAAGUGAUUAUUGCUCUGACUUUAUGAACAGUUAAUACAGCUUGUGUUUUUUUUUAACCCAUGCGUUAAAUUAACAGUGUUCUAUUUUCUCAUUUUUCAUCUUACCUUCAUAAUUUCCAUCUUCUCUCAAGGAACAUUACUUUUUUUUUUUUUUACUUUUGUUGGUAAAAAACAAGUUAAUGCUGUACAUACGUUUAACUUAAAGAAACAAAACAUUUGUACCUUUUGUGAUGUAACAGAUGCUUUUAUUACAUAAGCUAAACCUUUUCAACAGGGUAAAGCUUUAAUUUCCUUUUCAAACUGUUAAGGCUAUUUAUUCAUAUAAGCUGUCCUUUCACGUACACAACAGUGUCCUCGUUAUUGGUAGCUCUGGGUUGGAUCUCUGCGACCGUGAUGAAAGGGUUAGAAUUAGAGAUGCAUCAAUCAGAGAUUUAUGGCCGAUUGCCAAUCUUCCUGGCUUUAACAGCUUUGAUCUGCGUUUUGCCUAAUAUGAUGAUUAUGAGCUAUGAUUAUUGGCUUUACUACAAACACAAAAUGAUAAUGCAGUUGAGAUUUUUAGUAAUGGUUUUGUCUUUAGCGACAACCUCCACACGGCAUUGUUGUUAGCUCCAUCUGCUUGGCACGGUGCCUUCACUGACUGGAAAAAGCUCAGAUUCUGUAAUUUCGUUGACUGGAUGAUGACCGGCAAGGGUGGGUUAAGCUGAAAAUCAGCUCAUUUCCCUUAACAGCUGAUAUCUCUGUGCAUCUCUAGUUAAAAUCUUUUUUUUUAAUGUUGCUUUUAUGGCACUUCUAUAUUUUUUAUUAAGAAAAUCAACUAAUUUAACAGGAAAACAGCUCAUUGUGUUUUUAUGCCUCUUAGUCUCCUCUCCCUGACCAAAAGACAUUUUUUUAAAGUACUGCCUACAUUUUCUUGUUUAUACUUUGAAGCUUUGAACUCAGUAUUAGAACAGGUUUCAUGUGUAUUACAUGUGUUUUUUAUCAUAUAAAACAGAGGGAAGGGGUGAUUGUCAUGAGUAAUCCUUCUUUAUUAUAAUUAUCUCCACUACCGUGAAUUGUGUUCAGUCUGUAUAGUUGUGCAUAUUUAUGACACAGAUAUGUAUAAAUAUAUAAAUAUCUUUUUUUUUUUUGGUAUGGUUUGUGAAAACGAAAUGUGUAUUUUUGUACAAGCCAUUUCUGCUGCUGCUGUCUUAAUAGAAAGUAUAUUUGCUACAAAACGCACCAGUUGUAUAUUGUGUAAAUCUGACUCCUAAUGCUCACGAGAACAAAGAAAAAUGUGGACUUUAAUAAACAUUGCUCCUGUGAAACUA
Messenger RNA from Fundulus heteroclitus (mummichog), 5134 nucleotides. RefSeq names its product Rho GTPase activating protein 20 (gene arhgap20). Lineage: Eukaryota; Metazoa; Chordata; Actinopteri; Cyprinodontiformes; Fundulidae. The record is from RefSeq and is a predicted model, not a curated record. Gene Ontology annotation, biological process: regulation of Rho protein signal transduction; signal transduction. The transcript is spliced from 15 exons. Gene Ontology annotation, molecular function: GTPase activator activity. Bases 144 to 3608 code for a protein of 1154 amino acids.